Messenger RNA from Nematostella vectensis (starlet sea anemone), 1389 nucleotides. Its product is annotated as EGF-like repeat and discoidin I-like domain-containing protein 3. The record is from RefSeq and is a predicted model, not a curated record. The coding region runs from base 529 to 1389 and encodes 286 amino acids. Lineage: Eukaryota; Metazoa; Cnidaria; Anthozoa; Actiniaria; Edwardsiidae. The transcript is spliced from 4 exons.
UUGGUUGAAGUAGGAACUUGCUUAAAAGACAGUUUUGCCAAGGAAUUUGGACACCUGCGGCAUAAUGCGAAAACAAAAAAAGUUGUAAAAUUAAAUCAAAAUCCAGGUGGAUAAAAUUGAAAAAUAUAUCUUAAAAAGCAAUAAAAUAAGAAUUGAUGUUAUCAUGAUCACGAAUCCCAUACUUGAAUAAACAAUGAUUUAUAAGUUUGCGAAAGCACAAAUAAUGUGAAAAGUAACGGGGAAGAUCAAAAACAGUUGACGGCGAAUUGUUCCUAAUGACACAGUGAAUCAUUCAGAAAAGUACCGACGAAUUGAUUAUUCACGAAAUGCUUAAGAUCAAUAUACGAAGUCUAUCACGAACAUCUUAAAGUUUGUUCGACACAAAUAACAAGACAAUAAACUUUUUUUGAAAACAAAUUAUCAUUCUCAGCGAAUCAUUCAAAGCAGCGACAUAUUAAUAAUUAACGAAAGCUUUUAAAUCGAAAUAAAAAGUUUCUCAAAAACAUAUUUUCUUAGAGAUUGGUCGGCAUGUUAUUCCUGCAAAUUCUACGUUUCACUUUAUAUAUUUUCUUCAUCUUGGCUUUCCUGCCCUUCUUAAUAGAAGGAACUUCUAAAGGAAAGCAAAGAAACUCGGAAUUUGACUUUUCUUUCGGUAACUUCAUUAAGAACAGCUCUUCGUAUCUGGAAGGGGCGAUCAUCUCUCGUAGUUUCGAAGGCGAUGCUCUUUCUUGCUGGAUGAGGUGUCUUGACGUCUUAAAGUGUUUGUCUGUCAACGUGGCAGCCAUUGCUGGCUUGAGCUUGAAGUUUUGGUGCGAGUUACUUUCUGUCGAUAAGUACAGCUGCCCAGACGAGAAGUACCAGCCCAACUCCACCUCAGACCAUUACGAAAUGAAGAGCGCAUGUGAGCACAAGCCGUGUAAGAAUGGAACAUGUCACACCAGCAAACACGACGAUACCUACACGUGUGUCUGCGAUGAUGGAUUUAUCGGAGAGAAUUGCGACAUCAUAAAGGAAGCUCGAGCACUUGGGAUGGAAGAUGGCAGAAUCAAAGACGACCAAAUCACCCAGAGCUCUUAUUACGACUAUAUGUCUAUGGGAAAGCACGCACGCUUGAACCUAUUCGUGGGUUUAGGAGCCUGGAUAGCACAAGGAUUUGCAUCUGGGGAACGGAUACAGAUUGACCUGAAGCGACUUGUGAUAGUCACCAAAGUUGCAACACAGGGAAGAUAUGGACUCGAGAGAUGGAUAACAAGCUUUACCAUCAGCUACAGCCUGGACGGAACUAACUGGAAAGUGUACCAGGAGGGAGGUGUUGACAAGCCCUUGUUUCCACUUGAGACCUUUGAUAACUAUGACGACGUAGACGCACGUGUGAGGGACGUAACAUAG